Molecule: messenger RNA, 1944 nt
Organism: Menidia menidia (Atlantic silverside)
Lineage: Eukaryota; Metazoa; Chordata; Actinopteri; Atheriniformes; Atherinopsidae
Source: the annotation of a GenBank genome assembly
UCCUUUGUCAGCAGCUUUGUCUAACAUAAUACGUGGGUAUGAAGAUAUUUCCCCCUUUUAGCCUCCCAAAAACACAAAUCAGAGUCGCCAGUGUGUGAACUCUUCCUAACACCUGGUGAGGGGAUCCGUGUGUAAUGACACCGGUCUGUCUGCAGGGGGCAGCAGCACGUUCAAACGGAAGUGACGUCGCAGAGGAAGAAAGUAACGCGAAUCCCAUCUGUUGUGUACAUUUCCAACACCCAGACAACGCCUCCAUCACCGCAAACAAUUAGUCAGAGACAACAACAACAACAAAGAAGAUUAAUGCAACGAUCUAGUUGUGCGAACAGAAACCGAUGUCACGCGCUCUGCAGUGAAGAUGUCGGCCGGAAAUGAAACGGCUGAUCUCGCUUGUGGAGAUUCAGACAGGGACGCCCCCCCUUGUGAAUCAGAGGAAGAUGGCUCAAAGCCUGUAAGUGGGACUCCCUCCUCCAGGUUCCUGGAAGCGGAGCUGGAGCUGAACGCGCACCUCCGCGGGCUGAGCUUCGGCCCCCCCGUGUGCUACGUGUACAACCCGCUGGAGUACGCCUGGGACACGCACCGCUGCUACGUGGACAAGUUCUGCCUGUCCGGCCCGGGCCGGAAGGUCCUGUUUUUGGGGAUGAAUCCCGGACCGUUCGGCAUGGCGCAGACCGGGGUCCCAUUCGGAGAGGUGAGGUCGGUCGUUGACUGGCUGGGGGUCACGGGCGAGGUCGGUCGUCCUGACAACGAGCAUCCAAAGCGACGGAUUUUGGGGCUCAAUUGCCCCCAGAGUGAAGUGAGCGGCGCCCGUUUCUGGGGUUUCUUUAGGAAACUGUGCGAAGACCCCAGAAGGUUCUUCAAGCACUGCUUUGUGCACAAUCUGUGUCCGCUGAUAUUCAUGAACGCCAACGGGAAGAACCUGACGCCCCCCGAGCUGCCGGCGGCUGAGAGGGAGACCCUGCUGGCCCUGUGCGACUCCGCACUGUGCAAGGUGGUGGAAGCUCUGAACGUCUCCAUGGUGAUUGGCGUGGGGAGGGUGGCAGAGCAGAGAGCGCGGCGAGCCCUGUCCGCCGCAGGGGUCCGUGUUCGGGUGGAGGGCAUCAUGCAUCCGUCGCCCAGAAACCCGCUGGCCAACAGAGGCUGGGAGGGAGUAGCUCGAGCCAAGCUGGAAGAACUUGGAGUUCUGUCACUACUGAGCAACACUUGAUUUUUGCAGCUUGUCAGUAGAGGUGUUUUUCGGACAACCUAUCAGGAUCUGAGGGGGUCCAGUUAGAGACACAUGGUUUGGUGCCCUUCUUGAAUCUCCGAAAAGCAACCUACUAAUGCCUUCCUCUGCUGUGAUACACUCCUGUCCAAGGACAAAACAACGGGUCUAAAACUUACUGCAUUACUUUAACUACUGCUUCUUUUCCAAGUGUUUUUUUUUUAUAAGAGAUUGUAUCCAAAACAAUAAGCUCAGGGUGUAUGGGAAUGUAUUUAGUUAGUAGUCUGAGUGUUUUUUUUAUUUGCCAGUCGGGACUAAAAACAAAGGCAUUUAUUAGGAUUUGAAAGUCUAACCUGAUCCAGUGCUUAUUAGCUGAUAAUAUGUGAGUUUAAAACACAAUUAUUUUACUUUACAACAGCUACCACUCCCGAUAUGUAUCAUCAUUUAAAUGGCUAAUAGACAGAACAGUUCAUAGUGUUCUUUUUAUUUGUUUACACAUGCUGAUACUCUUUUAUUGUUUUUGUAUUUUCCAGGAUUUCUGCUCUAUGAACGCCUGCUAAUAUAAAUCUUGGACUCUGAAAAGCAGACUCAUUUUUCUUUGCUUCCUGUGCUCGAAUAUCACAGUUACACUCUAUUGUUUUGUUUACCUGCGGGCAGCCCAAAGUGUGUCUUAAGCCGAUAGACAAUAACCUCAUAAGAUACAUAAGCAUUUCAUCUGAUUUGUGGAGAAGCAUUUUAAC